This is a messenger RNA of Bemisia tabaci, 7349 nucleotides long. Its product is annotated as metal cation symporter ZIP14. NCBI's taxonomy places the organism in Eukaryota, Metazoa, Arthropoda, Insecta, Hemiptera, Aleyrodidae. The record is from RefSeq and is a predicted model, not a curated record. Gene Ontology annotation, biological process: intracellular monoatomic cation homeostasis; zinc ion import across plasma membrane. Gene Ontology annotation, molecular function: monoatomic cation:bicarbonate symporter activity; zinc ion transmembrane transporter activity. Gene Ontology annotation, cellular component: plasma membrane.
CGGACGGUAACCUAACCACAAAUGUGGAAUUCGGUCGUCGUGGUGAGACUACGUCGUGUCACCUUUUCGCCGAUUUUCCAUUUCAUUACGAGUUUCCCCUCGAUUUCCUUCAUCAUCAGCCGAUGAGCUCUAUAUCGUCUUGCCGGUGUACCGUCCUUACCGUCAAGUGUGUGAAGUCCGCGUCCUGAUCGACCUUGUGUCAUGCUCAAGCCAAAGCUAGUGCCGGAAAAGUACGAUCACAAUGAAUUUGAGAAGUGUUAGUUUUUGUAGUGUUUGUGUAUUCCUCCUAUCGAGCAGGAGUCUUGCUGCAGAUUCGCACUCUAAUUCCACCAGUGUCGAUGUUCAAAAGUUAUGUGAUGCUCUGAAUUUGUGCAAUGGAACGGACAACUCGAAUGUUGCGGAGUUAGCAAAAUGCAUUCGCUCAAGUCAGGACGCGGAUCACAUAAACAGUCCAUCCGAUGGCAAGUCAUCAAAACCGACACCCCAAGAAGUAUGGGGAUUUGGUCUUCUGUUCGUUUCGGCGAUCAGUUUAUGCUCUCUGCUGGGCGUGAGUGUGAUGCCGCUCAUGCAAAAAUGGUACUACAAACAACUCUUGACGUCGCUCAUCGGGCUGGCUGUCGGCUCCCUCUCUUCGUCCUCUCUCUUUCACCUUGUUCCGCAGGCUUUCAGUCUUGUUGACAGUGAUUUCCAUCACCAGUAUUUACAUAUUUCUCUGUCAAUUUGGAUGGGAAUCUGGGUUUUCUUCAUGGUGGAGCGCUUACUGAAGAUAAUCAAUGAUGCUAAACAGAGAUGCGAGAAGACAAGUUUGCAUGAUGGAGAAGUUCCUCUUCAAAACGUCAGUGCAUUAUCAUCUCCAAAUCAAAAUGGAAUCUAUGAUUGUCAGGAACAAGCAAUCAAGGCUUCUUUUGGUCACCAAGAGAGGCCAAAAGUCUGCAGUAGUUUCACGAACUUGGCAGGAGAUAUAAAAAAAAUCGAGCACGGACUACAAAAAGGAGAUAAUGUGAUAGCUACUGUUGCCUGGAUGGUCAUUUUCGGUGAUGGACUGCACAAUUUCAUCGAUGGGCUUUCUAUUGGUACUGCUUUCAACCAAAGUAUUUUAACUGGUAUCUCCAUCAGUUUAGCUGUUAUGUGUGAGGAAUUCCCUCACGAACUAGGUGAUUUUGCUGUGCUUUUAAAUGCGGGUAUGACGAUACGGCAAGCUUUAUUGUAUAAUUUUCUGUCUGCUUGCACAUGUUAUGUCGGUCUCAUCAUUGGAAUAAUAGUAGGAGAUAUUGAAUGGAAUAUUUACAUUUUCGGUUUUGCCGCUGGCAUGUUCCUCUACAUUGCACUGGUUGAUAUGGUACCUGAAAUGAAUGAAGUUGUAGAGGAAGCCAGUAAAGAGAGUAUCGGCGCUGCAUUUCAAGCAUUAGUGCUCCAAAACAUUGGCAUUUUCACCGGUGUCACUGCCUUAUUUCUAUUAGCUAAAUAUCCUGAAUAUUUCACGAUUAUGUGAAUGUUCUCUCCUGUACAUUUCACUGUGUGUACUUUUUGACUUACUUUAGGUACUAAAUUAUUUGUUUUUUUGUUACUAAUGAUUAAAUGCUGGGAGAAGCCAUGAAACUUAGUGCAGCAUGGUGCUCAGAGUGUGAAUUGUGUACAGAAUUUUUGCUAAUUUUUAAUAUUUUGUUAUAACAGGGAAAUAUAAAAACCAGGGCUGUACGGAUAGACCAAAAUGCGAUUUAAUAAAUAUUUGUGUGGUUGAGAAUUUGGAUUUCUCAGUAACUUGCUUUGUAACAAUCAGCUCAGAUAAAACUGGAGACAUUGUGCAAUGUAAUCGGAAUGUUAUUUUUAUCAUAUUUGCAUACUACCCUGAAGAUUCUUGUUGAAGCUUGUCUCAGCAGAAAGUAACAGAAUAUUAUUUGUAUGUUGGGGUUUUGUCCCAUGUAAGAAUAGUUUGAAUUUUCUGUGCAAAUUUCCUUAAAAUUUAGGUAAAAACAGUCGUGCAAUAUUUUGAAACAAAGCCAAAGAAACAAAUGGGAGUUGUAAAAAUAGUGAUGAAGAAUUUUCAGGAUAGCCAUUUCUGUCAAAAUGUGUAAAAAAAUCGAUAUUUAAGAUUUCAUUGGUGAAAUCUCUGUAGUAUCCGAAAGACCAAGUUACCAGCAGUACAGUCCAUUGCAGCAUAACAAUUUAAAUCAUUUAUGGAAUGGCAAGCCGCAAACAAUUAUAGCUUUAGUUUGGUGCGACAUUUUUGGGCCGUCUAUGUUCUGAAAUGUUUGUGAAAAACAUUUUUUAACAAAAAGUUUUGCGGUACAAUAGUCUUUUUCACAGCAACCAGUGGUCAUUUUUAUAUUAUUUGCAUUAUUUACAGGUGUUUGCACACUUUUAAAUUAUUAUUUGUAUCCCAAAAAAGUACAAGCUUCCUUUGAAAUAUCUUUUCAUUCUAAAUUCAUUAUGCGUACAGCCCUUGUAAAACUGCAUGGUUACCAGACAUUCAUUCGUAAGUUAACCUCAUGUAGCAAUAUGUAUUUUCUUCUUUAGCUAAUCCAUAUUAUCCUCUCAUUGAACCUUUGGCAGCCGAGAAAAGAUGGGCUCAACAUACACGGUGAUUUAAAAGUCCUGCAACACUCCUGUGGGGGUUCUUGGUGGAGUUCUUCCCAACAUAGGAUUCUUACCCCUUUUAAAUUUUUGGGUGGUCCCAAAAGUUUGUUUCCCUUAACCGAGGAGCACUCACAAAAUUUCAAAUCUCUACCUCAAUUUGUUCAAAAGUUACAGGUGUGGUGCCUGUUGCUAGUGGUGCGGGACUUUUGAAUCACCCUGUAUAAAUAAAAAGGCAUAAUGAUGUUUCUUAAAUUUUAGACUGGCUGCUUUUAUCUCAAAUUAAACAUUUGACAAAUAAAUAUGCUGCACUAAUUAACUAAAAAUGCAUUUGUUGAUAAAGUGUGUUAGUAAUUUUUUAAUGAACUUUGAAAAAAAAGAAAAAAAGAAUGAACCGACAUUAAAUUUUACAAAUUAAAGUCUAAUUUCAAGGUCAGUUUUUUUAGAGUGGCAACUUUCAUUUACAUAUUUUUGCUCUGUCGACGAUUCCUUGCGUUUUAUCAAGUCCUGUUCCUUGUCAAUUUUGCUAAAGGAACCUCUUAAAGUGUUUUCAAUCGUCCAUUUUUCAGCUGUUUUGCUGAUUUUGUAAUUCGCACGUCCAGCACUAAGAGACUUACUGAUUCCUACUCAUUGAUCAACUACACAUCCUGAUUCCUCCAUUGGAAUUUUAAUUAGAAAUUGAGUCAACGCAGAGCAGUUAUGUUGAGGUACGAGGAAAAUCUAUCAUUUUCCCAAAAUGAGUUUACCCUAGCUGAUUUUUUUGCUAGCUCCCCUCAUGUUAGGUUUCACCGCAUGAGUUUUAUGAUCGAUUGAGCCCUCAGGUCAGAAACAAAGCGGAGAACUGUUUGUUACAGAAGCUCAUAUUAUUACUCCCUGGCUUCCUGCCCAUAAGGGGCAAGGAAAUAUUUUUGGAUCUGCCCGUAACUUUAUUCUAGAAUCUAAUUUGUCUCCUUUUUUCAAAUUUUCAAUGGCUAUCCCUGUCCUAGUUGAAGUGACUCUUACAAAAAUUUGGUAAUGAACUCCCUAUGAAACUCUUGAAACAAAACCAAUCGAAAACCGUUGAUUUUCAUGUAAAAAUUAUGUUAAACUUAUGAAUCCCAUAUUAAAACUUGACUCGAAAAUUUUGUGAAGGUCAAAGAGUUUUUUGUAUUGAUAUAAUAUGCAAAGUAAUUGCAGAAAAAAUGUAAAAAUGUUGUAGAAGCUCGAUGAAACAAAUCAAUAAUAACCACAUUGAAGUACGAGUUGAUGGUUAAACUCACAAAAUUAGUUAUUUUAAUCGCAACAGUUCAUUUCCAGGUAUUCCUUAUUUUUUAGUAGGAAAAUAGAGAAGUAAUUUCUCAAUAAUAUUUCUCAAUAUGAGGGUGAAAUACUUCGGAAAAAUCAGAGGAAAUUUCAGACGAUUAGUUUUCCGUCUGACAAAAUAAGGAAAGAAAAAUUAGAGAUUUUAAAAAAAAAUUUGAACCGUUACAAUUGAGAUAAGUAAUUUUAAAGCUGAGCCCUCCCAGUGUAUGUUUUGGCAUACAAAUUUAGGGGAAAAGAUUUCCAUUUUAUAUAUUCUAAGAUUCCUUCUAGGAUUCUUAUAUUUUUCGAAUGUUACUAUUUUAAACAAAAUGUUUAUUAUUCCCUGCUACUAAGGUAGUUCUUUGUGUGUAAUAUCCUGAUUUCUUUGUUAAUAUUAGAGAAUUAUCAAAUAUGAACUCACUGUAAGCUCCGUGAACACCACUAGUUCGCCUCCAUGUCUCUUUGCAUAGUCGGAUCCCCCAAGUAACCAGGUAAUGCUUUCAAGUUUAAAUUAUGUUGCUUCCAGACUUUCGUUCCUAUUUUUGUCACCAAAGAGAACAGCUCAGCAAAAAGAGGAUAGAAACUCUAAAUAAAUUGUGCCAGUGACAACUUCCUCCCCAAGGAAAAAGGAUCAUAAUAGCAAAAAGUUAAUAACAUGUAUUCCCAACCCUCCGCUUAAGCUGCGUUACUCUGAAAGAACCAACCUCUUUUGAAAAAAAAAAAAAAAACCGUAAUACGCAUUAUGGUCUCAUGGAGAUUUCCGAGCCCAAUCAAAAUACCCUUUUCAGAGGAAAUCGCUUUGCCACUCUUUUCUUUUAUUUUCUAAAUGAUAUCUUCGCCAAUUCGCUCUCUUAUGCAGAUAAGUACUUUUCCUAGUCUGUUCAAAAACUUGAUCCUUUUUUGACGAAUGCUGUUCAUAUGUACCCUCUUAGACCAAUUUUUGUAAGUUUUCCCAACAGUUUCUGUCUAUGCAACCUUAAGACUGAUUCCCAAUAAACGUUUAUCUAUGACCAGUGGAACCAAAAAAGUAUUUGGUUUAACUAGCCGUCAAAACUAUUAAAAAAUUGUAAAAUGGCGGCUACAAACAUGAUCAAGAAUCUCCAAAUAAUGUAAACUCUUAAUCAUGAUCCGAACACACGUUGUUUUGGCGUAAUUUUGCAGUAAUCCCAAAAAUAUUAAUCGGUCCUCUUUCAUUGCAAAGAGUUUUAUGUGGCGACUGUAUAAAGUUGUUUUAUUUUUCAUUUUUUUUUUCUGUGUAAAUAGUAUGUUUCAUUUUAUUGAUUUCUAUGUUGUAUCUACCUAACCAUUUUAGAUAGCCAUUUUUCAGUACCUGCGUGUUGUUGCACUCAUUAGGCAUGUACUUAGUUUUAAUGUAGUUUGAAAAAAGUGCAAUCUACAGAUCAACCUCCGUGAUGUUUAAAAUUUCUUUUUGUUUCUUGUCUCCACACCAUAGGAAACGAUUUUUUAUACUCUCUUUCAUCUAUUCCUAUACUAUCCACAAACCCUAACAAUUAGAAUUGUGCAUCUUUAAUUACUUUUUCAGUCUUGAACAGUCUUAGUGGCAUUGGCUGUUGAGAAAUAAGUUAAAAAACUCGUGAAUUUCACAGAGACUCACUUAAAAACACUUUUAAAAUAUCCAUGUCAGGAAACAUUUUUCCCCCUUUCAUGCAGAGAUCGCACAUUGCACUUUGCAAGUUUUUUAUGACUAUAUUUUGGUACAUUCAACAUAAAAUUCUAGCUUUCGUUAUUUAUGUACUGAAGCACACCCAAAAAAAUUUUAAUCGACCAGUUCCAAAUCUUAUAGCCCCAAAAUAUUGAAGCAAUUAUUUGAUUAAUCACAUUAUUACGUAAUCUAAGAUUUAAAAGGGUCGAUCAAUACAGUUUAUACUGUUUUUUUUUUACAUUUCAUUUCUGUAGCUUGAGUUUUUUUGAGAAUGACCGACUCAACUGCCAUUGCUACUAGGGAUUUUACCUGUCUGUCAAAUGGCUGCUAAAAGCUUUCUGAAUUGAGAGAAAUACUCUUUCUUUUCUUUUCAGUGUUGUAUUUCUGUAAGUAGGCCAUCCGCCUGAGUCCUUGUUGAAUGUUGAGACUGUAAUGCAUUCACUCUGUACACUGUUGCUUGUUCUGUUUAAGGUUACCAUGAAUUAGUUCAGUUGAUUUAAUCUUAAGCGACUUAAGAAGUAUAUGCUGAUAGCCUGAUUGAUGUGGGAAUGAGUUUUUAAGUCUGAAAACUACUCAAUACGCAGCUAUUGAAUCAUUAAUUGUACGAAUUCUCAUGCAGUAAAAUGAAACAUUCUUGCUCAGUGCCGCAGCAUGGAAUGUGCAUUUUCAUUUGAUAUUCAGCCACCUUUUUCACCCUCGUGGAUUUUUUUGUUAAGCCAUGUAAUGAUUUUUUAGAAGACUCUUUAUGCCUUUUUUUUAACAAUUCACCACCUAGUGUUAGAUCUACUUGAAUAGAUUGAGUCAAAAGUCUGACCAAUAUUUGAAUCAAAGAGAACUAAAACAAAUCAAAUCGGAUUUUUUUUCGAUUUUCAUUUUUUUACGGUUUAAUAUUGCUCAUGAGCAAAUGCUUCCAAACAAAGAAGGAACUUUCGGAAUUGCCAUCAGAAGUGAUCAAAGCAGCGGCACCAAAAAACUUCCUCAGACCCCCCUUCUCUUCACCUUUUAUGUACUUUUUGUAUCCUCAGAAUUUUUUCAUUUUUUCAAGUUGGUGUGUUUUUAUUCUCACUGAUUCAAUUGAUUUAAUUGAUUUCUUGUAAAAGAAAAAAAAAAGGGGGCGAGGGCGAGAAAAAAUGAUAACCCGUGUAGAUAUCCAAGAUUUAAUUUUUACCAUGAGAGCUAAGCAAACUGUAAAAGGAGAAGAAAAGUUAGGUAUGAGGGAAAGAUAACACUCAUUUCCUAUUUCAACUUUCUUGUUCUCAAAUUCACUAGUUAGUUACCGGUUUUUUCUUUUCUUUUCUUUUUUCGGGUAAUUUGUAAUUUUUUAUUUUUUAAUCAAGUGGCUAUUUCAAUAUUUUUUCUUACAUAAAGUGUAUUUGCUGUAAAAGUGGUGUGCAAGAUCUUUCUCUCUGAGGACCUCUUUGCACUCAUUAAAAUUUCCAGUAAUAAUUGGAAGACAUCACUGUUAAAGGCUUUAAGUGAGCCUACGGAAUAUUUUGCAAUAAUAGUCGUUUGAAAUAAACCUUUAUUCAACUUAUAAUCCAAAGUAAACAUCCAAACACAUUUUAGGGAAAUUUUUCUGUUCUAAUUAGGAAGUUCAAGGUUCAUUUAUGUCUUCAACUCUAGUGUGAUUUUUCAACUGUACUUUCAUUGCCCCGAAAUCACUAAAUCGUCACCUAAUUCUGUCAUCUGUAUCACACAUCAAUAAAAGCGCUGGGUCUGUAAAGGGAAAAUCUGGGUGCCAGCGUCUCAAAAUCUCUGCUAUCAUUCUGCUGUCUUUCAUUAUCUUUUUACUAGAAGGUGCCCAUAUAAUCCCAGAGUUUUAAAGGAUAUU